AUGGAGGCGGGACGCGGCAAGUGGGAGGGCUCCAGCAGGAAACUGGAGGGGCCGGCAGAAGUUACGUGGAGGAGCAUCCGCGACUGGGAGAGACUGCCGGCCAGUGGCGAGGGCCAGCUGGAGAGUGCCGCGGGGUGGGGCGCCGUGAGGGCGGCAUACGGGCGGCUUGGGGCGGCAUACGGGGGGGUGGCGGCCAGGCUGCGUUGGGGGCCGGGGUCUGCUGCUGGAGGCGGCGACACCGGCAGGGUGGCGGCCAGGCUGCGUCGGGGGCCGGGGUCUGCUGCUGGAGGCGGCGACACCGGCGGGGUGGCGGCCAGGCUGCGUCGGGGGCCGGGGUCUGCUGCUGGAGGCGGCGACACCGGCGGGGUGGCGGCCAGCCGGGGGUCUGCUGCUGGAAGCGGCGACACCGGCGAAGGGGCAGCCAGCCGGGGUCUGCUGCUGGAAGCGGCGACACCGGCGAAGGGGCAGCUGCCGGAAGAUCCGCUCGUAGCCGACCUCAUCGCCUUGGCCGGGUGGUCGGAGGAUAGCAGCAGGGUGGACUUGGCUGCUCACUCCGGAACAACGGGGUCACCAAUUGUAGCGAAGGUGAAGUGCUACUUGGCCGCCCGGAAGUCGCUCAAGCGAGAAGUUCAGGCUCCCAACUAUGUCUCUUGGUCAUAG
This is a messenger RNA of Scylla paramamosain (green mud crab), 660 nucleotides long. Its product is annotated as circumsporozoite protein-like. The transcript is spliced from 2 exons. NCBI's taxonomy places the organism in Eukaryota, Metazoa, Arthropoda, Malacostraca, Decapoda, Portunidae. Bases 1 to 660 code for a protein of 219 amino acids. The record is from RefSeq and is a predicted model, not a curated record.